Paramecium pentaurelia is the source of this 1555-nucleotide messenger RNA. The record is from the annotation of a GenBank genome assembly. Lineage: Eukaryota; Ciliophora; Oligohymenophorea; Peniculida; Parameciidae.
AUGGGUUCCAACAACUAAAAAUAAAACUAACUACUCAAUAACUAUAAGUUUAUAGUCAAUAAAACUGAUCCUGCAUAUGGAGAUAUAGUGGUGUACUAGUCAAAUGGAAAUCCAUCUGAACUUAUGGCAGUUAUUAAAUUGCAAUCUAAUAAACCUGAACUUUUAUGUUAAUAGAUAAAGUAAUCUUGAAAAAUUAAAUUCAUAGUUAAAGACUUAAGCAUCCUAAUAUAACAUAAAUUUUUGAUUGUUCUUAAUCAAGUGUAAAAGAUUUUUGUGGAACUCUAAAUAUUGUUCAUAUUGGUAUUCAAUACAUAUAAAAAAAUCUCUAAAAGGAUAUGGAGAUUCGAAGGAAAUUAAGAACAACGUAUUAUAAAAGAAUAAAAUUAGUUAUUUUGAAGGAGAAUUAUGGUAUUUAAUCAAAACUGUUUGUGAAACAUUAAUUGAUUUAUAAAAUAAUAAAUAGAAGUAUAUUGAUUUGCAUCCAUAAAAUAUACGUAUAACAGAUGGUGGAGAUAUAAAAUUAUUAGAAUUGAGUUGUACUCCAUAAAAUAUAUCAUCAUUUAGAAAAGUUAAAUUGGGACUGAGAGAAUUAGAAUAUUUAUCAUCAGAAGAAUUAUAAGAAUUGAAAGAUUCUUAAAACAAAGUAUAAAUUUUUAUAUGAUUUAGUUAAAUUUUGAUUUAGAGAAAAUAAAUAUUUUUUUAUUAGGAAUUAUUUGUGUAGUUUGUAUAUCUGGAUGUGAAGUUAAAUAAUUUUAUGAUGUUGAGAAAUGCAUUUUUUAAUAUGGAUUGGCCAUAACCAAAUUAAGAUAAUAUAUUCAAAAGUAAUAUAUACAUAGAUAUGUUUAGAUAUAACUAUUCUCAAGCUUUUGAAUAAAUUAUUAUUUAAUUCCUUUCAUAUAAUCCAUUUCAGAGACCAAAUUAUACUUAAGUGUUAAAUAUAAUAAAUUCUUUUGAUAGUACUACUAUUGCUGAUCAUUUUUAUGUUAAGUGUUCAUAAUAACCAGUAUUAUUGGAUACUAUAAAUACUAUAUCAAAAUCAGAUUAAAAAACUGAAAGAAGUCCAGAUUUAUAUAAUCACAAAGCAAAACCUUUUAAUUCCAAUUCUAAUUCAACUCCUUAAACAAUAAAAAUAGCUAAUCUUGUAAGAACUAAACCUACUGUUUAAUAAUUCUCUCUUACUCCUGAACCUAGACCUCUUAUUAAUAGACCUUAAUCAUCAUCACGUCAGAAUUCUUAAAGGGCUUAAUCAAGUUAAAGAAAUGAGCAAACAUAAAAACCUUAAUUACCUAAUUACAGUUAUUAUGAUCCUUACAUAGAUUCUGCUUUAAAAAAAAGCAAAGAUUUAUUAGUUUAUCAUAAUCAGAAUUCUGUUUAUGUUAGAUAAGCAAGAACAAACUCUUCAUCUGUAAACAAAUACACACCAAUAAUGGCAAGUUUGAAUAUAUAAAACGAUGAUAAUACAUAAAACUAUCAUAAUAUAUAAUCAUUAAUCAAAUAAGUUAAUAUUGAAGAAGGAAAAUAAAGGUAAUUUUCAAAAAGUUUUACUAAAUAAUGA